Messenger RNA from Aspergillus puulaauensis, 1146 nucleotides. RefSeq names its product amidohydrolase family protein. The coding region runs from base 1 to 1146 and encodes 381 amino acids. The transcript has 2 exons. Gene Ontology annotation, biological process: secondary metabolic process. NCBI's taxonomy places the organism in Eukaryota, Fungi, Ascomycota, Eurotiomycetes, Eurotiales, Aspergillaceae. The record is from RefSeq and is a predicted model, not a curated record. Gene Ontology annotation, cellular component: cytosol; cytoplasm. Gene Ontology annotation, molecular function: carboxy-lyase activity; hydrolase activity.
AUGCCUCUCGUCAUUGAUAUCCAUACCCAUGUCUAUCCUCCGGCAUAUAUGGAAAUGCUGAGGGCACGCAAAACAGUCCCAUACGUCCACGACCCCUCCAACAAUAAAGACCCACGACUGAUUAUCCUCUCCUCAGACGAUGAUCCCUCUAUACCUAUAGACCAACGCGGGCGCCCAGUCGACUCUUCCUACUGGGACAUCAACGUCAAGCUAGCAUUCAUGCGCCAGCACGGAAUCAACUGCAGUGUGAUCUCCCUCGCGAAUCCCUGGCUCGACUUCGUCGAACCGAGCGACGCCCAGAUGUGGGCGGAGAGAAUCAACAAUAACCUCGAAGAGACCUGCGCGGGGGUGAAUAAGGCCGCUGAUCCAGGGAACACCCUGAAUCUUGACCAGAAGGAGACGCUAUUCGCAAUGGGUGCUUUACCUCUGAGUGCUCCCAGCUCUGGUAUUGUCGUCAAUGAGAUAAAGCGGCUUAAGACGCUUCCGCAUUUACGAGGCGUGAUUAUGGGUACGUCCGGGCUAGGGAAAGGGCUGGACGAUGCGACACUUGAUCCCGUAUGGCAGGCGCUCCAAGAUACAGACACGCUGAUGUUUCUACACCCGCACUACGGCUUGCCAGAUGAGGCCUUUGGGGGAUCUGAUGCGACGAGUCGAUAUGGCCAUGUGCUUCCCUUGGCGUUAGGGUUUCCGCUCGAGACUACUAUUGCGGUAACGCGGAUGCUGUUGUCGGGUGUGUUUGAUCGCUUUCCACGGUUGAAGAUUCUCCUAGCGCAUUCUGGUGGUACUCUUCCUUUCCUCGCCGGGCGUAUCGAUAGCUGUAUUCAUCAUGAGCGCAAGUUUAUUUCUGGGGGAGGUGACGUCCAAGGGCCUCAGAGGAGUGUAUGGGAUGUGCUCAAAACAAAUAUAUAUCUGGAUGCCGUGGUUUAUGGAAAACCGGGUUUAGAGGCAGCAAUGGCCGCGUCGGGAUCUGAUCGUCUUCUCUUUGGAACCGACCAUCCAUUCUUCCCUCCACUUGACUCUAAAGAGGGUGACUGGCCGAGUGUGUCGACCAACUACAAUGCGAUCCAUGCGACUUUCGACACAGAUUCUGAGACGGUGGCAGAUGUUUUAGGUGGAAAUGCCGCUCGCAUUCUAAAUUUGGAGUGA